Zingiber officinale is the source of this 1294-nucleotide messenger RNA. Its product is annotated as isoprenyl transferase-like. Bases 69 to 1031 code for a protein of 320 amino acids. The transcript has 3 exons. The record is from RefSeq and is a predicted model, not a curated record. Lineage: Eukaryota; Viridiplantae; Streptophyta; Magnoliopsida; Zingiberales; Zingiberaceae. Gene Ontology annotation, biological process: polyprenol biosynthetic process.
UAGAGCAAGCCAUAGUUCCUACGUAACAUUUGAAGCAUCCAAAGAGAGGCGACGAGCGCGAAAUUAAAAUGCUAUCUUAUUCUUCUGUUCACCUCGCUUCCCCUUUCAACCAUCACCAAACAAUCCUCUCCAGUUCUCCUCGUAGAGGAUUGAUACCAAACGACUCGUCCGCUUCCUUUUCCUACCGCCCUCGCCCCUCUCCUUCUCUGACCUCCUCCCUUUCCCCCGUCGCCGCGCUUCCGGCCGGCUCGUCUGCGACAACGCUCGUAGACGAGGCGGAGCAAGAAGCAGCUCCUUCGCUUCCGUCCCCCCUGAAGCGGGAGUUGCUUCCCGGCCACGUGGCCAUCAUAAUGGACGGAAACUCGAGGUGGGCCCGAGCAAGGGGGAUGCCGACGUCGGCGGGGCACGAGGCUGGCUACCAAGUCCUCAAGAAAAUCCUGGAGCUCUCCUAUAAGUGGGGGAUUCGAACGCUCACCGUCUUCGCCUUCUCUGCCGAGAACUGGAACCGCCCCAAGGUGGAGGUCGAUUUCCUGUUGAUGCUGUUCGAGAGAGUGCUGAAGGAGGGCAUUGAAGAUUUUAUGAGGGUAGGAAUUCGGAUAUGCUUAAUUGGCGACUCUACAGAACUCCCAGAAUCUCUACAGAAGCUAAUCAAAGAAGUAACAGAGGCGACUAAGAACAACACAAAGCUUGAUUUCAUUGUGGCAAUCAGUUACAGUGGGCGAAGGGACAUAACACAAGCAUGCAAAAGCAUUGCAGAGAAGGUGAAACAUGGUUUGAUUGAGCCUGCAGACAUCACAGAGUCACUUGUUGCUCAAGAGCUCGAGACAAACCGCAUUGUUGAGCUUCCUUAUCCAGACCUACUUAUCCGAACAAGCGGUGAGCUGCGGCUCAGUAACUUCUUGCUGUGGCAAUCUGCAUACAGUGAGCUUUUCUUCACAGAUACACGUUGGCCUGACUUCGCGGAGGCGGACUAUAUCGAGGCAUUGACCUGUUACCAAAGUAGGCAGAGGCGCUUCGGCCAACGUAUAUAACAAAAGUCCUAAGAUGAUGGUGGCGUUGCCUCUUAUACAAACUCUAAGUCAAUCUAGAUACUCUUGCCCCUUAGGCCCUUACAACAGAAGGAGUUGUAUCAGCCUCUCUAUAAAAUCGAUCAGGUUGAGCAACUUUAGUGUAAAUAGAUUAGCAGAAAAGUUGUAAUAUCUACUUGAAUAAUUAUUAGUGGAAUUCUACUAACAGGAUAUCCUUUUGGGACUAUCCUGCAGCAUGCUAUAUAGCAAAUAAGAAAUUAACCUUA